Messenger RNA from Diceros bicornis minor, 2782 nucleotides. Its product is annotated as lysosomal thioesterase PPT2. Gene Ontology annotation, biological process: anatomical structure development. The record is from RefSeq and is a predicted model, not a curated record. NCBI's taxonomy places the organism in Eukaryota, Metazoa, Chordata, Mammalia, Perissodactyla, Rhinocerotidae. Gene Ontology annotation, cellular component: cell surface; extracellular region; lysosome. Gene Ontology annotation, molecular function: signaling receptor binding; palmitoyl hydrolase activity; calcium ion binding. The transcript is spliced from 9 exons. Bases 1724 to 2611 code for a protein of 295 amino acids.
GGACGUCCCCCAGGGAUCCCCCAGGAUCUCCCUGGCCCAGACACCAAGUGGUGGCCUUGGAAAGCAGAUGUCAGGCUCUGGUGUGCCUGUGACCACCUCAUUGCUCCCACACUGCCCUUACCAACCAGGGCUCCCAAGACCUGCCUCCUCUGCUCCUCCAUGAAUGACAAAUCCUGGUCUUCCCCACCUCAUGUUCUCUCACUGGGGGGUUGCUCCAUGCUCUCCCAUCUUCCCAAGGCCUUGGUUGGGAAGUGAGAAACCAGGUUUUAACUUGUGGCUGCUCCUGCUGCUGCUGCUCCUCUGUCUCUGGCUCUACAGGAGGAGAACCCAGCCCCUGCCCACCACAGGGGUCUCCUUCCAGGCCACUCAGGACAUUUUUAGCUUCUGGUCUCCUAUGUUCCCUUUUCCUCUGAACUCCCUGUCGUCAGUGCUCCCAACCCCCAGGAAGAGACUGCCCAUGAGAGUGGGGUUCUGAGGCUCCCCUAUGGGGACAGUUCCGUUCUUGAAGUGUCAGUGUUGGGGAAUAUCUGUGGCCUGCGAGGCCCAUCUCAGGUUUGGGGAUCCCCCAGUCCCUAUGUUCAGUGUUGGGGUACCCCUGGGAGCCUAGUUUCUUUGAGGCCCCAGCCCCUCUUUUAUCUACCCUUGAAUGGGUGUUACCCCUGUAUUUAUGGAAAUAAAGUUCCAUUUCCUCAGUGUGGCUUGGCUCAUUUCCAGGUGAGGGGGACCUGGCUCCCCAAGGAGGGUGGGGUUGGAGAGCCUGAGGCCUGGGUACCCGGAUGCUUGGUAUGGGGUGGGACCCCCUUGGUGUUUCCGUUCUCUCAAUGCCCAUUCUGUGUGGGUUCCUGAUUCUCUGCGGGUUCUUUCCUGCUGAGGACAAUUCUCUUCCUGUCCCAGCGUAAGAUUGGGGGGCUGAGCCCAGGGCUCCCUUGGUGUGCCCCUGCCUCAUGAGUGGAAUGCGCCCGCCACCCCAAGGCUAGACGAGGGGGCUAAGGGUCAGGGUGGGCAUUUGUUGUGCCCCUUUUUGACCUUUGUAGGCCAGAGCUGGGUGAGGGGCUGGACAAUGAGCCGCCUCUUCCUUGAAAGAAGGAAUUUUGGUGGAGACAAUAGGGCCCUGUCUGCUCUGACAUGGGGGGGCGGUAGCCGACUCAACUCUGCUCCCCCAGGCUCUAACAAAUGUCAUCGAGAAAUGGGGGCAAUUUUCCCCUAGUGCCCUCAGCUGCCCUCCUGCCCCUUUGUGACGACUUGCCCUUCUUUCUUUUCUCAGCUGAUCUUGCUUCUUCUCCCAUGACCUGACCCUGCUUUGUUCUCUGCCAGCUCUGUCUCUCUCCUUGCCCCCCAGUCCUCCCCCAGUCUGUGUUGGGUUGAAGUGGGAGGCAAGGGCCAGGGAUACUGGUGGUGUUAUAGAGCCAGUGGCCUCUGCUGAUUUGGGGGGUCCGGAAAUAAGGGGCCCCAGUGAGUUGGGAAGAUACUUCUAGGGGGCCCUUUGCUGGGGUGGGGGUGAGGGUAGUGGGACUUAGACCCACUGAGCUGACCAAGCUGGAGCUCUGGAAGAGGCUUGUGGGAGGGGGCAGGAAUGGGAGGACUCUGUCUGGCCCAGCCCCUCCUCUCCCUUGCAGCCUGCCCAGCCCGCCCACCAGUCUGAGCUGCUGCUGCUGAGGCUGGUCUGCCUGAAGUCUCCGGGAGAGAGGGAAAGAGCCGACAGAGUCUGGAGUCAAGGAGAAUCAUGAGGUCCAGGGCUGAGCUGUGCACUCGCUUAGGCGGACUCUCAUUCCUUCUGCUACUGAUGUCUGGCGAGGGGGCCAAGGGUGAAUCCUUCAAAGAGAGUCAGGGAGUCUGCUCCAAGCAGACGCUGGUGGUCCCGCUCCGUUACAACGAGUCCUACAGCAAACCAGUGUAUAAGCCCUACCUGACUCUCUGUGCUGGAAGGCGCAUCUGCAGCACCUACAGGACCACUUACCACGUGGCGUGGCGCGAGGUGAGGAGGGAGGUGCAGCAGAUCCAUGCUGUGUGCUGCCAGGGCUGGAAAAAGCGGCAUCCGGGAGCACUCACCUGUGAUGAAGCCAUCUGCGCCAAGCCCUGCCUGAAUGGAGGCGUUUGCGUUCGGCCAGACCAGUGCGAGUGUGCCCCUGGCUGGGGUGGGAAGCACUGUCACGUGGAUGUGGAUGAAUGUAGGACUGGCGUCACCCUCUGCUCCCACCGUUGCCUCAACACGGCAGGCAGCUUCACCUGUGGCUGCCCCCAUGGCUUGGUGCUGGGCCCUGAUGGGCGCACCUGUGCAGAGGGGUCUUCAGAGCCCCCAACCGGUGCCAGUAUCCUCAGCGUGGCGGUUCGGGAAGUGGAACAUGAUGAGCGCGCCCUGAGGCGGGAGAUUCGCGAGCUGCGAGGACGCCUGGAGCGGCUGGAACAGUGGGCUGGACAGGCAGGGGCCUGGGUCCGAGCGGUGCUGCCCAUGCCACCUGAAGAACUACAGCCCGAACAGGUGGCAGAGCUGUGGGGCCGGGGCGACAGGAUCGAGUCUCUCAGUGACCAGGUGCUGCUGCUGGAGGAGAGGCUAGGCGCCUGCUCCUGUGAGGACAACAGUCUGGGCCCAGGCCUCAAUCGGCGGAGAUAAGGAACCUCUGCAGAGCCCUAACCCCCUAAUUUAUACAGAAAACUGGACCCACUAAUCCUCUGGGAUUGGCCACCAUGGGAGCUGCAGAUAAGGUUAUCUGUCACUAAGGAGUAACAAGCAACGGAAACGUCAGAGAGCUGAAGAAAGGGGGAAGGAUGGUUGUCUUGGCCU